AAGUGAGAAAGUGACUCCCUAUAUUAACUAAAAACAAGUGAUGCAAGGUCCAAAAAGGUUGCUUGGAUAAGUAAAGGCAGAAUUCCCUGCAUUCAAAUUUAAAGUUGAAUAGAAUGUCAAAAGUCAUAGUUAAGUUUUACCAAUGUGGAGGUUUAUUUGCUGCUUUCAGUUCACUAUAAAUACUCGAACGCCAUUUCAGUUCCCUGCAACACCAACUUGUUCUCUUUUGCUUAAUUACCCUUUCUUGUGAUCUUUAAUCCAAAUGGCUCCUCUUCAAGUUCUCUCUGUCUUUGUAGCAUCUUUUAUCUUCAUGCAAACUCUGGGGAACUCUCAAACAUGCCCGGAUUGUUUCACUCGUUCUCGUGCAGCCCACUAUCCAAAUUCAGAAGAAAAAGGAACAGAAACUGGGAGUUGUGGAUUUGGUACUUUUGGAGCAACAAUCAAUGGCGGAGAUGUCUCAGCAGCAUCAGAACUCUAUCGAAAUGGUCUAGGAUGUGGUGCAUGCUACCAGGUGAGGUGCACCGACGGUAACUACUGUUCUGAUAAAGGAGUGACUAUAGUUGUAACAGACCAAGGUGCAGGUGAUCGCACAGACUUUAUUCUAAGUCAGCGAGCCUUUGCUCGCAUGGCUCAGACAACAGAUGCUGCUGCUUCUAUAUUGCCACUUGGUGUGGUGGAUAUUGAAUACAGAAGGGUCUCAUGCACCUACCCGGACAAAAAUAUUACAAUCAAGAUUGAAGAGAGCAGCGACAAUCCUCAUUACUUGGCUUUUGUGAUAUGGUAUCAACAAGGAAAAAAGGAUAUUACAGCUGUGCAACUAUGUGAGACACAAAAUUUUGUAUGUAAGCUGUUGGACAGGACACGUGGAGCAGUGUGGACUACUACUUCACCUCCAAGGGGACCUCUGCAAAUCAGAAUGCUACUGAGUGUUGAUGACGAAGAUGAGACAUGGGUUGUUCCUGUCAAUAAUAUACCUGAAAACUGGAAAGCUGGUGACACAUACGACUCAGGAAUACAAGAAGAUGCAUAAACACAAAGGAUUGUUGCUAUUUAAUUAAAUUUUAUUAUAAAAGCUUAUUGUCUCUUUGAUAUUGUUACUCUGCGGUAGCUAUCGUUCUUUACGGCUAGUAAAUAUAAUCAACAAAAAUUAUCCUGACUCAAUUAUGUAUUUUCAACAAAUAAAGUUUAUGCUUUAAAACAGUUUUUCAUAUUGAUUCAUGACCGGAAUGUAAGAAUACAGAACUUGUCUACAUCUAUUAUUUAAGUUGUG
Solanum tuberosum (potato) is the source of this 1270-nucleotide messenger RNA. RefSeq names its product expansin-like B1. Lineage: Eukaryota; Viridiplantae; Streptophyta; Magnoliopsida; Solanales; Solanaceae. Gene Ontology annotation, cellular component: extracellular region. The transcript is spliced from 5 exons. The record is from RefSeq and is a predicted model, not a curated record. Bases 263 to 1030 code for a protein of 255 amino acids.